Molecule: messenger RNA, 1247 nt
Organism: Serpula lacrymans var. lacrymans S7.9
Lineage: Eukaryota; Fungi; Basidiomycota; Agaricomycetes; Boletales; Serpulaceae
Exons: 7
Coding region: 324-1118 (264 amino acids)
Biological process (GO): dephosphorylation
Molecular function (GO): phosphoprotein phosphatase activity
Source: RefSeq, a predicted model, not a curated record
UGCACGCCUACAUCGAAGAGGCACCUGACUUUUGUCUACAGAACGUAUUACGGUUGCACCGUGAUGCUGGAUGACGCAUGCGCGGCCCAGUGACAAGGGAACGAGGACUAUUGGAUCUAAGACCCAAGGGGUUGUGCAGGAAGACUUCUGUAGUUAAAGACUAGCGCUCACUUCGAAAUGGAUAUUUAAGAAAGGCUGUUUGAAAGGGAAUUUACCAGCAAACCCCUCUCGCCUUCGUUCUGCGACGUCGAGCUCUCAACUGCCUAUCCAUUUCGCCCAAUUCCACCAUCUCAUCGUCCUCCUCUGAAUAUCGCCCGCCAACCAUGGAUCAAAUUGAAAAGUCCUCUGCCCAACUUCCCCCGCCUUUUGUCCAUUUCGACGGCAUUGACAAUGUCCGCACGAUCCACAACGCUUCCUCCGCCGUCAAGAUCAGACCCUACAUCGUCUUUCGUGCCGCCGAUCCCAUUUUCAUCACAGCGAUAGGGAAAAAGCAAAUCAUCGGACACCGAGUUACCGUCAUCACCGACAUGCGCUUAGACCGUGCAUCCGACCUUGUUCUCAACAUCCCCGGUAUCGAAUGGGUGUACGUCAAGCGAGAAGAUGACCUGCCUGAAGACCAAACUUAUGCGGAGAUUGCUGAUAGGCUAAGGGGUUUUGAAACAGUCCCUAUACAAGCCUUCCUCGUUGCAUACGCCUCCAUACUACAACAAUCGGGAGGUGUCUUCAGUAACUUCUUCAAACAUCUCAGGGAUAGGCCCAACCAGCCAGUUGUAGUCCAUUGCUCCGCUGGGAAGGACAGGACAGGGUUAGCGAUAGUUCUACUUCUAUUGCUCCUUGGUGUCUCCGAUGAGGAUAUCGUCAAAGAUUACGUUCUUUCGAACAUCGGCUUAGAGUCUGCAUUGCCGAGGAUGAUAGCAGAGUUUGAAGCUCGCAACCAGGCAUAUAUCGACCAUCCUAAAGGGUUGAGGGUCUUCCUCAGCGCAAUACCUGAAGCGAUGACUGCAGUGCUGCAGUGCAUUCGAGAAGUGUUCGGCGGAGCAGAGAAUUAUGCCAAGGAGCAUAUGAAAUUGACCAGCGAGGAUUUAGCCAGAAUUCGCCAGAACUUACUUUUGCCUUGAGUCUACAGUCAUAACGUGUUGUAAAUGCCAUUGGAACGGGCUGUACUUGUCAUGCUUGUAAAAUCCCUAUAACUUUCUUGAUACCUUUCUUGUAGCCAUUGUGUACGAAACCACGGACUUGCAACUUGC